This is a messenger RNA of Hypoxylon trugodes, 1164 nucleotides long. Its product is annotated as rRNA adenine dimethylase. Gene Ontology annotation, biological process: rRNA methylation. The record is from RefSeq and is a predicted model, not a curated record. Gene Ontology annotation, molecular function: rRNA (adenine-N6,N6-)-dimethyltransferase activity. Lineage: Eukaryota; Fungi; Ascomycota; Sordariomycetes; Xylariales; Hypoxylaceae. The coding region runs from base 1 to 1164 and encodes 387 amino acids. The transcript is spliced from 4 exons. Gene Ontology annotation, cellular component: mitochondrial matrix.
AUGGGAAAGGCAAAGACCUCCAAGCGCGGAGGUGCAGCCUCUGGUCCGUACGAGCGACCAGCCAAACAAGCGGCGGCCAACAAUGUCUUCAAGUUCAGCAAAGACUUCGGUCAACAUAUUUUAAAGAAUCCGGGUAUCGCAGAAUCGAUAGUAGCGAAAGCAAACCUCAAACCGACAGAUACCGUACUUGAAGUCGGUCCCGGAACGGGUAACUUGACAGUCAAGAUCCUCGAGCAGGCCAAGAAAGUUAUUGCUGUGGAAAUGGACCCUCGAAUGGCGGCCGAAACAACGAAACGUGUACAAGGGAAACCAGAGCAGAAGAGAUUAGAGGUCUUACUCGGAGAUGUGAUCAAGACAACGCUCCCUGGCUUCGACGUUUGUAUCUCAAACACACCUUACCAAAUCUCGUCGCCUUUAGUAUUCAAGCUCCUCUCCCUACCGAAUCCUCCAAGAACAUGCGUACUCAUGUUCCAACGCGAAUUCGCUCUCCGUCUCACAGCCCGUCCAAAUGACCCUCUCUAUUGCCGACUCUCCGUAAACGCACAAUUCUGGGCACGCAUAACACACGUUCUAAAAGUCGGCCGAAACAACUUCCGCCCGCCUCCUCAAGUCGACUCCAGCGUCGUCCGCAUCGAGCCGAAACUCGGCGCCGAACGGCCCAAUAUCAGCUUCGAAGAAUGGGAUGGAAUGCUCCGCGUAUGCUUCAACCGACGAAACAAGACCCUUCGAGCGUCCUGGCUCGGUAAUAAAGAAGUCCUCUCCAUGUUAGAGCGGAACUACCGACUCUGGUGCGCGACGAAUAACAUCCCCGUCGACGAUACCAUCGCAGAAGACGGCGAGGAUGAUAAUGAUGACAUGGAAGUCGAUGAGAACGUCCCCCCUAGUGCUGGGGAUGAAGCAGAGUGGGGUGGUAUCAUGGACGUUGAUGAUGCAGCCGAUGAUACGCCAUCGUUUUUCAAGGAGCUUAAAGCUGCUGGGAACGAGGUACCAAAGACGAAGAGCAAGCGGAAGAAGACGAGAGUCGCUCUACUCGUCAAGGAAAAGGUUCGCAAAGUCCUCGAGGAUGUGACGGAACUUGCCGAUCACCGAAGCGGGAAGUGUGACGAAAACGACUUUUUGCGUCUUCUCGCAGCCUUCAAUGCGGAAGGAAUUCAUUUCUCGUAG